CGGCGACGGCAUAUGCCAGCACACGUAGCUCUUUUUAGCAGCAGCCGAGCAAUGGAUUCGGUGGAAAUCAAGUUUUAGUACGUGUUCCUCCGUGUUUGAAAACAGUUCGUUCGUUUUAGCUGAUGAUGAUGACAGUGUGGCGCGCGCGCGAGUGUGUGUGAAAAGAUUUUCUUGUUAGAAUUUCAAAUCGGAAAAUACAUAUAUAUACUUGUAUACAAGAAACCGCUGUGUUUAGUUGCAUUGAUAGUGAGCUCACACAUUGCUAUACAAUGAAAUAAAAGAGGAUAAGCAUUUUGAGAAAAAAAAUUGCAAAUAAAGAAAAAUGCAUGAUUGAUAUGAAAAACCAGCGAAAAAAGGCGGCAGACAUAACAAAAAGUAUAAAAAGAAAUGCAAAAAAAAAAAAAUUGUGAAUUUAAAACAAAUAAGCAAUUCCAUGCGUGUUUGCAUGCAAUGCGGCAGUAAAAAUAAACAAAACAACAACCACAACGCGUGCACACAUAUAUGCAAAUAAUAGCGAGAAUAUAUGACAUUUUUAGCAGCAGCAGCGGCAAACAUAUCAGCUAAAAUCACAAAAAGCAAGAACAAACAACGAGUGUGGAAAAAAAACUAAAAAAUUGCAAUAAAAACAACAAAAAAAAAUAUUGAAUAAUAAAAUACAGUAAAAUAAAGCAGAAAUUAAAAUAACCAAAAAAAAAUUGUUACUUGCGGCAAUUGAAUGACAAACAACAGCAAGAACUGCAGUCACAACGAAAAACACACGAAUUUUGCAAGAAUUCUUCUAUGUAUAUAGUACAUGAAUGUGUACUGUGCUGUGACAAGUAAAGCAGCGCAAUACGAGGCAUGCAAAUAAUUUCCAUGCAAUCAAACAAAUAAAUAAAUUCGUUUAUGCGGCAGCAAAUAGCAGUAUAAACAACUAAAAAGUAGUGCAAAGAAUAUAAGUGUAAUACAGAGCCGCUGCCAGUCACUUGUCUGCUGUGGCAAGUACCACACACGAACGAACGCCAACACGCACACACACAGGCAUAUGAGUUUCAGCGCAAUUGAGGCCCGCGUUCAUUAAAGGCGUAGCAAAUUUUUAUGGCGCUCGCUGCAUCCUGACACGUUUCGUGCACGGGCCUACAACAGAAAUUUUCAACGAAAACGCGUUUUAUUGCAACGCCAACAAAAGUCGCGGCAUCCAACGAUAUUAUUUGCUACGGCGACUGCUAAAACAAUAACAAUAACAACAAUAAUAAUAUAACGAAAAUGUCCAUAUCAAUGAAGCGCAAAUAUUCUACACUUACGACACGGCCAUGCUGCAUACUUGACAGCGGGAGCGACAACAGCAGCAGUGGCAGCAACUGUAAAUGUGCAACCAGCCAGCGUACACAUCCGCAUAACUAUCUAUGCCACCACAAACACAUUCCACACACCGCCCCCACUCACACCCACUCGUGCUGCCCUGCAAUGCGCCUCAGCUUUUUCAGCAUACUACUAAUGUCGCUGUUGUUGCUCAGCGCACAUUGGCACGCCGCAGAAGCCAAACCGAAGUCGCGUAAAAGUUCCAACAGCCAUCAUAGUAAUGAUGAGAAAUCACCAACGGAGGGUCAACGCUUCGCCAUGGAGCCGCAGGAUCAAACCGCUGUUGUGGGUUCACGUGUUACGCUGCCCUGUCGUGUGAUGGGCAAAAUGGGUGCAUUGCAAUGGACGAAAGAUGAUUUUGGCUUGGGGCAGCAUCGCAAUUUGAGCGGCUUCGAACGCUAUUCGAUGGUCGGCAGCGAUGAGGAGGGUGACUUUUCGCUAGACAUUUAUCCGGUGAUGCUGGACGAUGAUGCCAAAUAUCAGUGCCAAGUGGGACCCGGACCGGCGGGUGAGGCAGGCAUACGUUCGCGUUUUGCCGAGUUGACGGUGCUGGUGCCGCCGGAAGCGCCGAAAAUCACACAGGGUGAGGUGAUAUACACGACGGAAGACCGCGAGAUUGAGCUGGAGUGCGUGUCGGCUGGUGGCAAGCCAGCAGCUGAGAUCACUUGGAUUGACGGUCUCGGCAAUGUGCUCACCAAAGGCAUCGAGUACGUGAAAGAGCCUUUAUCAGACUCGCGUCGCAUAACAGCCAAGUCGAUUUUGAAACUUGUGCCCAAGAAAGAGCAUCACAACACGACAUUUACUUGCCAAGCGCAGAAUACGGCGGAUCGCACUUAUCGCGCUGCGAAAAUAAAAAUAGAGGUCAAAUAUGCUCCCAAGGUCGUGGUCUCGGUUAUUAGCGGCGCCUUGGCUGGUGGUCGCAUUUUGGAAGGCUCCGAAGUUAUACUGUCCUGCCAAGCGGAUGCAAAUCCACCACCACAAAGCUAUCGUUGGUUCAUACAUGAUGAAUUGGUCACCGGUGAUUAUACAACGAAAAUGAUCAUACACAAUGUAAGCCGACAGCAUCACGAAGCUUUGGUCAAGUGUGAGGUCGUCAAUGCGGUUGGCAAGAGCGAAGAGACCGAAACUUUGGAUAUCAGCUAUGCUCCAAUCUUCAAACAUCGUCCGAUCUCCGUUGAAGCAGAUUUAGGUACGAAUGCGAAUUUAGUAUGUGAUGUCGACGGUAAUCCGACGCCUGAAAUCGAAUGGAUUAACGAAAAUACAGACAAAGUCGUCGGCAACUCAGCGAAACUUGAGUUGAAGGUGACUACCGAGACCGCAGGCCGUUAUUACUGCAAGGCUAUAGUUACCGGCUUUCCAGAGAUCGGUGCGGAGGCCACAAUUUACGUAAAGCGUCCACCGAUUAUCACCUCCCAUAAGGUACAGUUCGGUGCUGUGGGUAGUCGUGCUAAAAUCGAUUGUGUGGCAUUUAGUGUACCAAAAGCCGAGCAGAUUUUAUGGUCCUUCGAUGACAAACUGAUUAAUAUGAGCACCGCCGAUCCGGAUAUCUAUAUAUUCGAGGAACAACAUUUGCCGGAGGGUGUGCGUGCAGCACUCAUUAUUAAAGAAAGCCGAUCCAGUCACUUCGGCCGCUACAAUUGUACGGUGAAGAAUUCAUAUGGCAGUGAUUCGUUGUUGAUCAAUCUGAAACCAGAACCGGGUUCGGUGCCUAUACUGCUUGUUGUAAUGGGCUCACUCUCUUCGGUUGCUAUUGUCAUUAUGAUUGUGAUGUUGGUGAUUGUUUACAUGAAGCGUAAUAAUAAGAAACCAAUUCCUGCGGAUGUCAUACCAGAGGCAUCACGUGGUGGCGAUAAGUUGUCUGGUCUGAAACAUGAACUGCGUGCUAAAGCCUACGAUGUGGACUACUCGGAAGCAGGCAGUGACGGUUUGGCCAUAAAUCUCACACAAGCACCCAUGCCAGAUGUCCAAAUGAAGGGCGCCACUUUAGGUGUACCACUGGCUGGUCCAGUGAAAUUGGACGACAGAUUUUCUGGCGACUUCACUUACAGCCGUCAAUGUCAUAUUAAGAACUUGAAGAAUCAAGACUACAAAGAGACUGUCAACGGUUAUGCGCCCUACUUUGAAUACGCGCUCGACUACAGUGCACCUACCGAAGGUGGCAAGCCCGGCGCUGGUGUUGCUAACAACGGCAACAAAUCCCAAAGUAGCACAAUCAACUCGGCCACCUUGCCGCACUACACAAACCCCGUUACAACGACCGGCAAUCUGAGUUUGCCACGCAAUCGCAACGAUAUGCAACAACAGCCACAACAGAGCACCGCACAAAUUGGUAAUGGAUUCCUUGCCGGUCAGUCGCUACUGCAGAACGGCAUAGACAGCCGCUUCAGCGCCAUCUAUGGCAAUCCCUAUCUGCGAUCGAACUCAUCACUACUACCGCCGCUGCCACCACCCAGCACGGCCAAUCCCGCCGCCACACCUGCGCCACCACCCUACCAACGGCAUCACCAUCACCCCAGCCAACAACAUGUGAACAUGAACGGCGGCAUCGGUGUGAAUGCGUUGAAGAACUUUAGCGCGGUCUCGGGCGGCAUUGGCAUUGCGGGCGGCGCCAAUAGCAAUGGCGGCCCAGGCAGCAUUAGCGGUAGCAGUUCUAAUCUGACCGCCAGCAGUAAUACACUGGCGGCCAUGACACCGCUCACACAGGGCGCCCCCUUGUCCACAGCAACACCGGUCACAACAACGGCGCCGGUGUCCGUGGCGGUGGCACAAAGUCCCUCCGGUCAAUUCAUCCUACCGUCGAACGGCAGUGCCAAACAAGGCGCACUCGCUACGCAUGUCUAAGAGAAAGCGUAGGCGCUAGCGCCACAAACGGCACCUUUUAUGCACGUACACAGCAGCACCCUGUAUACAAUUGGGAAGCACCUUGUACUUUAAUCAUGCACGCUACACAAUCGCCGCCGCAGAGACAAUUGUAGAAGUCCGUACCACGCGUCCUUAAAUGUCAAUGCUACGCACACGCACAUAUAUAUGCGCCGAUUUGUACAUAUAUAUGUGCCCACUACAUGCAUAUAUGUAUUGUACUAUGUAUAUCUAACGAGUAUGUAUUUAAGACUAUUUACACGGGUCAGCUAACUGUGAGUGGCUGGCUCGCCCAUAUCAUUAGCGUAUCUGUAGUGUAAAUUUUUAACUGUAAACGUAAAACCUAUUGUAAAUCGCUACUAACUGAUAAAGCAAGCAGAGAUUUUAGUCAAUUAGUGAAAGUUGUAAAGUUUUAACCAUACAAAAAUUAUUGCAAAUACAUUGAAUGUUAGUACUACUAGGUGGGGUGUGUGUGUGUGGAGAGAGUUAUGAAUAAAAUGAGAGGGAAAUAGAUAAAUAAAAAAAUUAAAAUUAAAAAAAAUUAAUUAAAUUAAAAAAAAUAAAAUUAAAAUAAAUAAAUAAAACUAACUA
Zeugodacus cucurbitae (melon fly) is the source of this 4791-nucleotide messenger RNA. RefSeq names its product irregular chiasm C-roughest protein (gene kirre). Bases 1246 to 4182 code for a protein of 978 amino acids. The record is from RefSeq and is a predicted model, not a curated record. Gene Ontology annotation, cellular component: cell-cell junction. Gene Ontology annotation, biological process: cell-cell adhesion. NCBI's taxonomy places the organism in Eukaryota, Metazoa, Arthropoda, Insecta, Diptera, Tephritidae. Gene Ontology annotation, molecular function: cell adhesion molecule binding. The transcript is spliced from 11 exons.